AUGGCACCCAAGUACCCCGAGUUCGAGCCACAGGGCGAUAGCUUACGACGAUGGAUGGAGCGUGCCGAUGAGCCCCAAUGCCCUAUUCCUAUGACUACACUUACUGUUGCAGACAUCGAUCCCAAUGUCUGGCAUGUCGCUUGGAACCCGAAGUCCCUUACAGGCAAAUGGGAGUACUGGGCCGAUAUUUUCGGCCUGACAAUUGAUGACCCAGCAAGCAACCAGGAACCUAUUUAUCGAUUCCAAUCAGUUGUCAAAAUCAAUGGCGAGUUUACCUAUUGGAUAGGGCGAACGGGACCCGGCGUUAUAUUCAUGGAUAAUAUCAAGAGAUCACAGAAUCCCACGAAUUUUUACAUGUCCGAAUUUGCCAAGGCUUUCUAUGAGUCGCACUUGCCCUUGGAAAGCCUAAAGUAUGUCUUUGUUACUACUGUCAUUCAAAAGGAAACCGUCCCCUUCAUUCGGGAUCAUAUUUACAAAUCCCGGGAGGGGCUUAGGUUUCCACCUAAGGAGCCCCAAACUUGGGAGUCUCCUUCGCCGGAGUUUUGCGGUAUUCUUGGUACUCCCAUUGGUAAAGUUGUCGCGGCCUUUGUCUUGUGUGCAUAUGGUCAGGGCGUCAAACGGAUACCACGGAUCGUGACAUUCCAUAGCGGCGAAGACUGGAGUGAAUAUAACCUUCGGUUUGAUAUUGAGGAUGUCUGA
This is a messenger RNA of Penicillium samsonianum, 699 nucleotides long. RefSeq lists its product as uncharacterized. The transcript has a single exon. NCBI's taxonomy places the organism in Eukaryota, Fungi, Ascomycota, Eurotiomycetes, Eurotiales, Aspergillaceae. The record is from RefSeq and is a predicted model, not a curated record. The coding region runs from base 1 to 699 and encodes 232 amino acids.